Penicillium brevicompactum is the source of this 603-nucleotide messenger RNA. RefSeq names its product kinetochore Spc24 family protein. The record is from RefSeq and is a predicted model, not a curated record. NCBI's taxonomy places the organism in Eukaryota, Fungi, Ascomycota, Eurotiomycetes, Eurotiales, Aspergillaceae. The transcript is spliced from 3 exons. Bases 1 to 603 code for a protein of 200 amino acids.
AUGUUGCUCGACGAAGAUCCCGGAACUCUUAUCCACCACACAAUCGGCAAUUUCAACAUCCACCCGGAUAAACAAGCGGUUACACGCAUCAAUGACUCUCUCUCCACCCUCCAGCAGUCGCGCGAUCUGCGCAUUCGCGAGGCUGAAUCGGCCAUGCGCAAGCUCUCGCGAAACUUGAACUCUUUAUCGACCCAACACGAGGAAGCUGUGGCAGUGCACGAUUCCGGUAAACACGCGGCGGAGAUUGUCGAGUUGGACACCAAAAAGUUCCGCAUUGCCAAGGCUGCCUCAGAACUGGAGAUUGAAAGCGAAAGAUUGGAGAGUGAGCUCGAAAUGCUCAAAGAGAGGCUAGCCGAUCUCGAGUCCCAGGGCCUCGAGGGCGAUGAGACAACCCGGCGCGAGCGCGAGGCGGAUGACGCGACAAUUCUGCGGCUCAAAAUCUUCCGCUCUUUGGGUGUUGACAUCGAGCCCGAUGACGCGGGCAAUUUCAACCGAGCUGUCAUUCGAAACAGUCGGAAGGGUGACGUUCACGUUGUGAACAUCGAUCCCAAGUUCUCGCGUUUCUUCUAUGCAAAUUACUUCUGGUCAACGAUGCAGGGAUGA